Phodopus roborovskii (desert hamster) is the source of this 687-nucleotide messenger RNA. RefSeq names its product patatin-like phospholipase domain-containing protein 4. Gene Ontology annotation, biological process: lipid homeostasis; triglyceride catabolic process. Gene Ontology annotation, cellular component: lipid droplet; cytoplasm; membrane. The transcript has 6 exons. Lineage: Eukaryota; Metazoa; Chordata; Mammalia; Rodentia; Cricetidae. Bases 1 to 687 code for a protein of 228 amino acids. Gene Ontology annotation, molecular function: triacylglycerol lipase activity. The record is from RefSeq and is a predicted model, not a curated record.
AUGCCAUUGCUGCAGAUGCGGAGGGAGAAGGUGCUGCCCUGUGCCAUCACACACAGAGCAACAGGCCUGGCCCUGCAGUGCAUGCAGGGAGUCUGCACAGGCUUUGCACACAGCCUGGCCGAGGAUGCCAGGCAGCAACCACUGGGCACGGCCAAACCCAGCUUCCACCUCAUGGAGCGGCUGAGGUCCAGCCUGGACCGGAUCCUCCCAGCCCAUGCUCACGUCCUGGUGCAUGGCCGGCUCUAUGUGUCCUUGACUGCAGUGAAUACAUUCCAGAACCGCCUUGUGUUCCAGUUCCCGACCCGUGAGGACCUCGUACAGGUCCUUCUCUCCAUCUGCUUCGUCCCCAUAUACUCAGGGCUGAAUCUGGUAGAGUUCCAGGGUCAGGUGGGCGGGGCAGUAAGGGGCGGGGUGGGUGGAUCGCGCAGCCUCCUCCUGCCCCCUGGUGGUCGCACCCUCACCAUAUCCCCAUUCUGUGGACGCCAUGGCAUCUCGCCCCGUGACCCUGGCCAAGGUCUUGGCUCGUGCAUGCACGUGACUGGACAGGACGUGGAGAUCUCCACCGCCAAUGUUGCCCGCCUGGCCCGAGCACUUUUCCCGCCAUCCCGUGGAAGCCUGGAGUCGCUGCACCAUGAUGGAUUCUGUGACGCCGUGAGCUUCCUGCGCUGCGUGGGCCGCUUCUGGUGA